AAUGCAAUUAGUCCUUCAUCCAGUCGUUCCGAGGCGGUACGGCUAAACGGUUUGACCCAUGUACUUACGUCAAUUCAAUCGUCACGUCAUGUCAAAUGUUGAUAUGUUGUUUGUGGUAGAUAAUUUUUAUUCUUAAUACAUAUUGCUACGGCGUUUUAUUUACAAAACAAUGCCCAACAUUUCUUAUUUAUCUUGAAACCCAACAAACCAACCAACAAAAUGUCUGCGGAAUCCGAUAUGGAAUAUUCGGACAACGAAGGCGAUGAUUACGAUUACUACGGAGGACAAGAUGACUGUGAUAUGGAGACGGUAGAUCGCAGUAAAUCCGACCCAGAGUAUUUUUUAUAUUCAUGCUUAAAAGUAGAAGAAGUAGAAAAAUUGUUAAACGAAUCGAUUGAAUUGCUAAGCAAUAGCCUUCAAAUAACGCCUUCUCUCGCCAAGGUAAUGUUACACGCAUAUGAAUGGAAUGCUCAAGAAAUAAUAAAUAAUUAUAAGGAGAAUGCAAAUGAGGUCCUGGUAUACAGCCAUGUGAAGCCUGGAGUGUCCUCAGCCCAAGUCAGCACCAGCCUUACAGUAUGUGCUGUGUGUGCUAAUACUCCAAUGCUGCAUUACUACAGUGCUUUAGCUUGUGGACACUAUUUCUGUAAUGACUGCUGGGCUAUGCAUUUUGAAGUACAAAUUAUGCAGGGUGUCUCAAACACUAUUCAGUGUAUGGCUCAAGACUGUGAAGUCAGAGCUCCUGAAGAUUUUGUGCUAUCCCAUGUUCCAAAACCAGGUCUUCGGGAGCGGUAUCAGCAAUUUAUGUUUAAGGAUCAUGUAAAGUCACACCCUCAGCUUAGAUUUUGUCCCGGGCCUAAUUGUCAGUGGAUAUUCCAAGCGCGGACACGAGAAGGCGCACGUCGAGUUGAAUGCCGAGGCUGUGAGCUACUCACAUGCUUCUCUUGUGGCGCGCCUCAUCAUGCACCCACGGAUUGCGCCACUAUACGGCGUUGGCUUACUAAAUGCGCUGAUGACUCUGAGACUGCAAAUUAUAUAAGUGCUCAUACCAAGGAUUGCCCUAAGUGCCAGAUUUGUAUAGAGAAAAAUGGAGGCUGCAAUCACAUGCAGUGUGGGUCUUGCAGACAUGACUUUUGCUGGGUUUGCCUUGGCGACUGGAAAACUCAUGGCUCGGAAUAUUACGAAUGCAGCCGUUAUAAAGAAGACCCUAAUUUGGCAAAUGAUAGUCAACAUGCACAGGCACGGGAAGCUUUGAAAAAGUAUUUACAUUACUACGAAAGAUGGGAGAAUCAUGCAAGAUCAUUGAAAUUGGAAGAACAAACUUUGGCGAGCUUGAAGAGUCGGAUUAAUCAGAAGGUGAUGGCUGGUGAAGGAACUUGGAUUGAUUGGCAGUACCUCUGGGAUGCUGCAAGAUUACUGAAACGUUGUAGAUACACACUACAGUACACCUAUCCAUAUGCUUAUUAUAUGGAAGUUGGACCUCGAAAAGAGUUGUUCGAGUAUCAACAGGCCCAGUUGGAAGCAGAAAUUGAGAAUCUAUCUUGGAAAGUGGAAAGAGCAGAAACAACAGAUCGUGGGGAUUUAGAAAAUCAAAUGGAUAUUGCAGAAAAAAGACGGACAACACUAUUGAAAGACUUCCUAGAAUUCAACACCACUAGCGCCUCAAGUAGUAAAGUAUGAAGAAUCUCCGUUAAAUGCAUUUUAUUUUCAUAAUAACAUUACAGUGGUAAGCAAUACGAUUACUAUUCGUGAAAAAUAACAUAUUUGUAAAAGCUAGAUCUUUUGUUCUGCCAAAGUAUAUUUAUUAACGUGAAUUUGCAAUAAAAUAGGUGAUACGUAA
Molecule: messenger RNA, 1837 nt
Organism: Amyelois transitella
Lineage: Eukaryota; Metazoa; Arthropoda; Insecta; Lepidoptera; Pyralidae
Gene: ari-2
Product: potential E3 ubiquitin-protein ligase ariadne-2
Exons: 9
Coding region: 220-1677 (485 amino acids)
Biological process (GO): positive regulation of proteasomal ubiquitin-dependent protein catabolic process; protein polyubiquitination; ubiquitin-dependent protein catabolic process
Cellular component (GO): ubiquitin ligase complex; cytoplasm
Molecular function (GO): zinc ion binding; ubiquitin protein ligase activity; ubiquitin conjugating enzyme binding
Source: RefSeq, a predicted model, not a curated record